UUAAUAUUAAGAAUCUUAUUCAGAGAUUAAACUGUUUGAAUAAAUCAUAUCACAGGCUUCAGAACAGGGAUUAACCGAGACUUCAGGUCAGAGCUGUGCAGAUAGCAGAAGCAAAAGAAAAGCAGCAACUAUCACAGAGGAAGAGGAGGAAGAGGAAGACCAUCAGCUCUGUGUUGGGGCCUUAAGGAUCUACAAGGAGUAGACAGAGGAGCACUGUUAGGAUAAGCCUUCCUCCACCUGCCUCUUCAUCCUCAGCUGCUACAAGCUAACGAGCUACACUAAACCCUGCGUAUCACUCAGAGCUUCUAGAAGCCAGGAAGAUCUUUCCAGAAGGAUCGUUUUACUUCCACAAACAUUCCCACAAUGGAUCCAGAGAGAGAGGAAGCAGACGUGUUCUCAGAAGAUGAAGAGCCCAUCCCUCUGAGAGAAGAAGAGGACGAGGAGGAGGAGGAGGAGGAAGAAGAGGAGGACGAAGAAGAUGCCAAGAUCUUCAAUGCCUGGAUGCAGCAGUACAGAGGGGGGCAAAGGAAGCAUGAAGACGAGGAGGAGGAAGGGGAAGAGGAGGAGGAAGGGGAGGCAGAGCGAGGAAGGCCUGAAAGCAGGUGCAGCUUAGAGCCGCUGGUCCAGAUGAGGUCGGAACGCCGCUCAUCGCUGCCGUGUCCGGCAACUCUAUCAUCCAUGCAGCUGUCUCGUCUCCACUCGUCCACUUGCGCUCCGGUGACUGCGAGGGUUUUGCUGCAUCGCUCGUCCUCUCGCCGCCUCCUGCCCACCCCACAGGAGGCCACCCCACCCCCACUUGAGAGAAGGCCGUCCCUAAUUGCCACCAUCCCCGAGGCCGUGCCACCCGAGAGGCGGGGCCAGUUUAGGAGACGUAACGUCAUGUCGUUGAGUGAUGCAUACAGCAUGUGUCUGAUCUGUCACAACGACUUAAACCAAGGAUCUGGUGGAACCAGAGAGCUGCAGUGUACACACACCUUCCACAAAGAGUGUAUAGAGGAGUGGUUGUGGAGGAAGCAGUCCUGUCCAACAUGUCAUGUUCAAGUGUCCAUGCCACAGCCCAUCUACUGGAACUCCACCAGGGUGAAAGUUCCCUAAGUCCUGCACACAGAAACACCCCUAAACUCACACUAUCUUCACUCAAGUCCUCUGACGACAUCUUUUUCCAAUUCAGCGGUGUAGAGGAAGACAGAUUUAUUCUUCCCAUCGACAGAGACCAGAAACUACUUAAAGAUUAGAAGCAAAACGUUUUGUUCUGUUAAUCAUCUGAUGGCCCCUCUACGUUGGGAACAACAGUUUUAAACACAUCAGAGGUGCCGUAAAUUGUAUAAUACACAACUUAUUAGAGACAUAAAUGGCCAUCUGUUAAGCCCAAGUACAACCACAGUAACCUCAGUUUUCCAUGUUCUACUUUCUUUUCUUUUUUUUUACAGCUAUGAGUCUUGUGAUGAUUUUUAAAUAAUAGUUAACAGUGUGAAGCAUAUUUUUAAAUCAACAUCUAACUAGAAAACUAUUGAAAAUACCAGGAUGUUAUUAUCAAACCCCUGCAAUAUUUUAAUAA
Melanotaenia boesemani (Boeseman's rainbowfish) is the source of this 1558-nucleotide messenger RNA. RefSeq names its product histone H3.v1. The record is from RefSeq and is a predicted model, not a curated record. The transcript is spliced from 5 exons. Gene Ontology annotation, cellular component: cytoplasm. The coding region runs from base 364 to 1095 and encodes 243 amino acids. Gene Ontology annotation, molecular function: ubiquitin protein ligase activity. Gene Ontology annotation, biological process: ubiquitin-dependent protein catabolic process. Lineage: Eukaryota; Metazoa; Chordata; Actinopteri; Atheriniformes; Melanotaeniidae.